UGGGGAAGCAUAGAGAGGGAUUCAUAAAAACAGACAGGGAGGAAGAGGGGCAGCCUGAGAGACAGCCUGCUUUGGAAAGUAACACAGAGAAAGAGACUGACCAUGGGGUCGAGAUUGUAUCAGGAGUGGAAUUAGAAUAUAGUAACAAGGGGACAGAGGAACUAACACAGAAUAUGUAUGAGGAGGCAGGGUUUACAAGGGCCGCAGUUAAAAACACAGAGGCAUCAUUUGCGCGAAGAGUGCCUAUCAAACACGAUGGGCGAGAGAGAGCAGUGGAAAGAGAGGUAAAGCAAAUGACAGAAGAAAGAGAGAGAGGGAUGGAGAGGGCGAGGAGCACAGAGAGAGAGGUGGUGGUUGGAAGACAGGCAGAACCUCUAGUGAGGGACAGAAGGGGGUCAGACUUUAGAAGAGGAUCAGACGCAAGGGAUGUCAAGAGGAUGUCAGAAGUAAGGGACUGCAUAAUGUCAGUUGAAACAACUCAGCAAAACUGUGUGAUCACCCUCUCUGUAGACAGAGCCAGUCCUCCUCAGUCUGUCGAAAGCCAUUACAGACAUGUCUCAGCAUUUACAGAGUGUUCACCGACCUUGCUCAGCGCUGUGGCGCAUAGAGGAACAGAUUGGCAUAGUAGUCAAGGAGUGCCGGGGCACCAUUCAACCCAGUCAGCACUAUCACAGCACACAGGGGAUCUUAUCAAUAAGAUAGGGAGAGUCGGAGAGACAGCCAAUGAACUUGACAAUUACAAAAGGACCCAAACAUUAACUCAGGAUAGCAAAUGUGUGAUGAGGGAGGACACAAAGAAUGUGAGAGGGAGCAAAGCUUACAGGGUGCCAAGUGAGGUAAGCAAGGAGAGCGCACACUCACCUGGCACACACGUGCACAGUCAUGUCUACCCCGAAAUGUCCGUUCAGGAAGUGACCCCUAAGUCUCCCAAGUCUCCAAAGCACGUUUCCUCAGUUGGAAUCCCUCCAACACCACUUGAGAUGCACAUACCCAGGACAGUGUUCUACGGUGUGGGGGAGGCAUUAGAGAACAAAAGGCCAAGCCUCCAAAGCGAAGACGACCAGAGCUGCGAAGGAGAGGGAGGGAAAGGUGUGGAGAGGAGGGAUAGUUGGAGGAUCGGCAAGCCUUUGUCUCGUAUCGAAUCCCUGCGAGAGAAAAUCCGGCAGAGGGAGAAGGAGAGGCUGAGGAACAUGGACGGAGCGGAAGCAACGGGGGAUGAUGGAGAUGCGACUGAGGGAAUGAAAAAGGCUGGGGCUAGAAGGGUAAGAAGAGCUUCAAGUUCAGAUAGGUGUGAUGAAGGAGAGAGGGGGAACGAAAUGGGGCGAGAGAGACAGAGACAGGAAGGCUCUGCAUCGCAGACAACAUCCACUCAGUUUUACGUCACACAGGAAGUGAGCGUGUUGAAAGCCGACCCUGAGCUUCCUGUUCCUCUCUCAUUCUCGCAAUCUGUCAAAGGAGAGGAAGAAACCGAUCACACGAUCGAGAGAGAGGAAGAUCCAAUAAAACAUGUAGUAGAUGAGUUACGGUGUGACAAGGGUCGGCAGAGAAAACAGGACAGCAGAGGCAGAGGAGGAGAAGUAGGAGAGGAUAAACUCUCGGAGGAAGAGGACAGGUUGCAUUAUCUGUCUCCUUCACGCUCUCCUUCACCCUCAGACUCUUUCUCCCCCUCUCUUGCUGAGAUGAGCCGGAUCUAUAGCUUGAAAACAGUGGGGCCCAGGACGGCGGUGUGCAUGAGUGAGAGGACCGUGGAUAGGCCCAUCCCUUCACACACACCCAAGGUACAGUCCCAGAUAUCAGCAGAACAACAGGAGCCAAGCAGUCUGGAGAGAUCAGUUGGGAGGCUGGCACAGGGUGGUGGUGGGGCAUCUGGGAAUAAGGCCUCUUGUGAAGAGAAUUCCGGACUUCAGAUUAUACAGCGUCAGGUGGAACAGCUUCAGUUGCGAGAACAACAGGAAGUACAGAGACAAUCACACGACGACAACGCAGCACAGUCGACUUUUAGUAAAAACACGAAUUUGAAAGCUAAAGAGUCUGAAGCUCAGCAAAGCACAAGGAUAUCACACAACCAGCCUAAUAAGGAACCUCAACAGAUGCAUCCGAGGCAAAAGGACCAGCAAACACCCCUAAAUCCCAGAAAAUCUCGGUCUAAUCCGCAACUGCACUCUGAAAGGCCUCCUCAACCCAAUCAGCCCCGAUCCAUUACCAUCAACUCCAGAUCUCUCCUGACCCCCUCUACUGAGAACUCAUUACACCCAGACCAGGGAGUCCCACCCACCACAUCAUCCUCCCCAUGCUCACCCUCCCCACCCCAGUCCCCCUCCGUCUCUCCCUCCCCUUCCCCUUCUCCGACCCAUUUCACCAUCAGAACAGUCUCUGGAGGCCAGCAGGUCAAGAGGGGCACCACCAUCACCAUCACCCCCAGGAAGCCUGUUGGAGGGGCAGCCGUGGAAUCGGUUUCAGUAUCCUCAGGACCCCCGGUCAAGACGUCUACCAAGGCCCAGAUGCCUGUCCUAACCGAGGUAGUAGAGAGAGGCAAGAAGAGAUACCCCACUACGGAGGAGAUCGAAGUGAUCGGCGGAUAUCAGAACCUGGAAAAGUCUUGCCUGGUCAAGACUCCCAAAGGGACUCCCAAAGGGGUGAAGGUGUGUUUCGACGAGACCCAGCUGGAGCAGGUUUUUGAAUACCCAUCAGAGGCCUCUAUGAUAGCCUUUACCCCCUACCCCAUACCAGGUCAGGAGAAAGGGAAGGAGGAUGAGGUGCAGGAGGAAGAGGAGGAGGAGGAGAGAGGAGUGUUUGUGUCCGGGAGCAGCAGGAAUGUGGGAGCAGCGGCUGGCCUGAGAGUGCUGAGAAUAGAUGAGUCUUGUCACCGGUAGACGUCAGCUCGCCAAAUACCCCAAGUGAUGUUUCAUAUUUGAUUUUUGUUUCCCUGUAUUUUGUUUAUUUAAAAUUAUAGAAUUAAUGUUGGUAAUCUUUUUUGAUGUUCAAUGUUUUAUUUUACUUAGGGUCAGGGACUAUUGGUUUUGAAUUUUUUUAAAAUAUGGUUUUAUGCAGUUUAUGAGUUGAAUGGUGGCGCAUGUAGCGGAACCUGACUGGACUUUUUAUUUUACUUCUCUAUUUCAAAGUAGAAGUGCAAAGGAAAUAUGAAAACACAGUACAUAUUGUAGCCUAUAAGUUUGAAUAUAUAAAAGUGUUGUAUUUUUACCAUCAGGUGUGUACUGUUGGGUGAUGAUCACAUGUCAAUGCAAGUUAGUGGAUUACAAAAGUAUUGUAAAAGCAUCUGGUCAGUUUAGUUUUAGUUAGCUUAGUUCAACAACACAAUGGCCCUACUGUAAAUAAACGUUGCAUCAGCACUGUAACGAUUCAGGCUGCAUUCCCUCUAGUGCACUACUUUUGACCGGAGCCCAUAAAGUAGUGCACUAUAAAGGGAUUAGGAUGUCAUUUUGGACGUAUUCUCAGGUCCCUGUGCCUGCUGGAUUUGCUCAUACAGAUGAUAUAAAGAUCAGGUCAUCCACAAGUCCAAGAUACAUUUUAAGUCUUGUGAACAUCCCUUAUAUGUACAGUGUCUUCAGAAAGUAUUCAUACACCUUGACUUAUUCCACAUUUUGUUGUGCUAAAGCCUGAAUUCAAAAUUGAUUAAAUAUAUUUUAUUUCUCACCCAUUUACACACAAUAGCCCAUAAUGACAAAGUGAAAACAUGGUUUAUUUUUUUUACAUCUAAUUUACACAGGUAUUCACACCCCUGAGUCAAUACAUCCAGCUCUGAAAAGUUGGUUGUUAAUCAUUGCUAGAAAGCCAUUUUCAAGUCCUGCCAUAGAUUUUCAACCCUAUUUAAGUCAAAACUGUAGCUAGGCCACUCAGGAACAUUCAAUGUCGUCUUGGUAAGCAACUCAAGUGUAUAUUUGGCCUUGUGUUUUAGGUUAUUGAUUCAGAGGGACUGGGUUAAAUGCAGAAGACGCAUUUCGGUUGAACGCAUUCAGUUGUGCAACUGACUAGAUAUAUCCCUUCCCUUAUUGUCCUGCUGAAAGGUGAAUUUGUCUCCCAGUGUCUGUUUGAAAGCAGACUGAACCAGGUUUUCUUCCAGGAUGUUGGUUGCGCUUAGGCCUAUUAAUUUUAUUCAAAAAAAACUCCUUAGUCCUUGCCAAUGACAACCAUAUCCAUAACAUGAUGCAGCCACCACCAUGCUUGAAAAUAUGAAGAGUGGUACUCAGUGAUGUGUUGUGCCUAAUUGCAAACACGAUGCAUGUUUUGUGAAAUCUUUAUUCUGUAUAGGCUUCCUUCUUUUAACCUUUAUUUAACUAGGCAACUUUUCACUCUGUCAUUUAGGUUAGUAUUGUGGAGUAACUACAAUGUUGUUGAUCCAUUCUCAGUUUUCUCCUAUCACAGCCAUUCAACUCUGUAACUGUUUUAAAGUCAGCAUUGGUCUCAUGGUGAAAUCCCUGAGCAGUUUCCUUUCUCUCAGGAAGGAAGGACGCCUGAAUUAGGAAGGACACCUGUAUCUUUGUAGUAACUGGGGGUGUAUUGAUACACUAUGCAAAGUGUAAAUAAUAACUUCAUCAUGCUCAAAGGGAUAUUCAAUGUCUUAUUUGUAUUUUUUUUACCCAUCUACCAAUAGGUGCUCUUUGUGAGACAUUGGAAAACCUCCCUGGUCUUUGUGGUUGAAUCUGUGUUUGAAAUUCACUGCUCGACUGAGGGAUCUUUCAUAUAAUUGUAUGUUUGCGGUACAGAGAUGAGGCAGUCAUUCAAAAAUCAUGUUAAAACACUAUUAUUGCACACAGAGUGAGUACAUGCAACUUAUUAUGCACAUUUGUACUCCUGAACUUAUUUAGGUUAGGCAUAAAAAAGGGUUUGAAUAUAUGUACUGACUCAAGACAUUUCAGCCUUAUUAUUUUUUAUUAAAUUGUAAAAAUAAUUACAAACAUAAUUCCAAUUUUACAUUAAUGGGGUAUUUUGUGUAGGCCAGUGACACAACAUCUCAAUUUUAAAUUCAGGCUGUAACACAACAAAAUGUGGAAAAAGUCAAGGGGUGUGAAUACUUUCUGAAGGCACAGUAGUUUCUGGCAAAACGUGGCUAUCCAUAACAUCAUGACAAUUCACUUUUGUUCAAUGACUGUUUCUGUUUGAACCACAAAAUGGAUUUCAGCUAGCCUUAAUGCACAUUUUUGAAAAACCUGACGAUACAUUAUGGAAUGAUCACCAUUACAAUAUUUUAUUUUUAACCCCUAGUGGAAUUAAUGUGGUAGGAUGAAAAGUAGUCUAUGUACUGUAUCUAUAGUACUUUGACUGUAUAGUUUUGAAUGGAAAAGGUAUGUUUGUAUCUCUGGUGUUAUUAUGUGAGACUACAGCACAUGGGUGAUAUGACACCAAGUUUUUCUUUAUGGAGUCUUAAAGGAGGCCUGGGUAAGUCCAAAAUGUAAUAAAUAUGCCAACUUGUAUUAUUUCUCAAUUAAGCUUUUAGAUACAAAAUGUCAAACAUAUGUCAACAAUACUUCCUCCAAAAGGACCAUUCUAUGGAUUAAAUGAAGUGAAAAUCCCCCAAAUCGUGGUAUUUCUUUCCCCUCCUAGUUUCGUGACGAAUCACCCACAUCCCAAAUAAGGGCACAAAUUUUAUCACGGCUCCAUUAGAUGCUGUAAUCUCAAUUUUAGGUGCUCUUUUUUUAUGUGAAAGAAUCUAUCUGAAGAAUAUCAUAUAUAUAUGGUAUAUCUGAUUUAUGCUCCCAUGUGUGCAAUUUUGAUACUUUGUUUUAUUCUUUCUCUUUUCUAUUGUGGUUGAAGAAGCUGGCUUCAAGAGAGAAAAACAUCUAAUAAAUGAUUUGAAAUUAA
Molecule: messenger RNA, 5820 nt
Organism: Salmo salar (Atlantic salmon)
Lineage: Eukaryota; Metazoa; Chordata; Actinopteri; Salmoniformes; Salmonidae
Source: RefSeq, a predicted model, not a curated record